AUGCAAUCAGUGCCGAGCUUGCCUAUGGUAAUGUCGGGUCCUGGUUUCCAAACUACUGCUCUGCCUCCACAUCCUCCACCCCCACCACCGCCACCCCCUACAUACGCGCAACAGAUGCAGGCUCCAGCUUCUAAUCUCUUAGAAACCUUAAUGAGCAAAGCAGGUCUACCUUGUAAUACACUAAGCGAUUUAAAUCUAAAUAAUAAACCAAAUGACAAACCUGAUUCUGUUCGUGAGAGCUCUCCCAUGAAACAAAUCAACAAACUGUUAAGCUCAGCUGCAAGUUCUCUUUUAAACCAACUUGCAGGUAGCCAAAGAACGGAUGUAGACACUUCCUCUUCUGAUCCAUUGCCACCUCCUCCUCCACCACCGUUACCAUUCCAACAACAUAAUGAGCUGCCGCCAACCACUUCUACUCUGUCACAUUCAUUCGUACCUCCUCCACUCCCAGCAGUAAUUAAUCCGUUUUCUAACAACGAAAUCAGUGACAAAGUGUUGCCUAAUGGUGCAUGUGGAGAAACUAAAACGGAAAGUAAGAAACCUUUUGGAGACAUGAAGAUUGAGGAAGUACUAGCAAAGCGGAAAAGAUACGACUUCUCUUCACGUCGUGAGUGGCAAGAACGUAUCGCCUUGGAAGUAAAAUCAGUUUUAAAACCUGCAUACUCUCUACGACGUAUAAAUAAAGAAGAUUACAAAGAAAUCAUGAAAAAGGCUGUUACUAAGGUAAGAGGUAUCAGUAAAUGUAUACUAGUUCAUUGUAGAUUUCGCGAAGUGGUACUUCUUCAAUCAAUACCGAAAAAAUAA
Molecule: messenger RNA, 804 nt
Organism: Schistosoma guineensis
Lineage: Eukaryota; Metazoa; Platyhelminthes; Trematoda; Strigeidida; Schistosomatidae
Source: the annotation of a GenBank genome assembly